AGACGUUUAUCCCCCAAAAAAGUAGAAACGAUUCUAUAUAACUCCCAUUGUCUGUAGCGACUAAACAGUGUGUCUGAAUACACAUUUUUCCUGUAUUUCAUUUUUCUUUUAUUGUGAAGAGUGAGCGGUUUGGAUUCGCUUGUUGUUUGGCUAUUGUCCGUUGUGUGUGUGUGUGUGUGUGUGUGUGUGUGUGUGUGUGUGUGUGUGUGUGUGUGUGUGUGUUAACAGUUAGCCGCAUUGGACUGCUAGCAGUCAGGUUAGCUUAAGAAGCGGCAUCCCCGCGAGGACAUUAUUGCUGGAUUUUACUGUCGCUCGCAUCUUUUUUUUUUUUUUCUUUUCUUCUUUUUUUUAAACAGCGUCUCCUAUGUUAUUCUGCACAGGCUUCUCCCCACCACGUAAACCCCUAACCGAUUAACCCAGUUACAUCGUCCGUGCACGGUGGUCAUGGGUGGGAUCAAACAAGAGCAGGGUGAUGCAUCGCAGCAGUCCAGACCUUCACAUUCAGCAGAUCAACCACAAGAAGAGCCAAAGAAGAGAGGCUGGCCGAAGGGAAAGAAAAGAAAGAAGGUGCUACCAAAUGGUCCCAAAGCACCGGUGACGGGAUAUGUCCGCUUCCUGAAUGAACGCCGAGAACGUAUGCGGGCCAGAUACCCUGACUUACCGUUCCCAGAAAUCACCAAGAGGCUUGGAGCAGAGUGGACACAAUUAGCCGUGAAUGACAAACAGCGCUACCUGGACGAGGCGGAGCGGGAGAAGAUGCAGUAUGCCCAGGAACUGAAGGAUUAUCAGCAGACUGAGGCCUAUCACAUCACCACCGCUAAGAUACAAGACAAGAGGAUCAAGAAAGAAGACACUCCGUCUGUCAUCAUUAGUACUAAUUCAGAGUCUUCGGUAUCAAAGGCUUGUGACCUCACCAAAGGAUUCGACAUCCCCAUCUUCACAGAGGAGUUCCUCGAUCAGAACAAAGCUCGAGAGGCUGAGUUGCGACGGCUUCGUAAGGCCAACAUUGAGUUUGAAGAGCAGAAUGCGGUGCUUCAGCGGCACAUAAAGGACAUGUACAGUGCUAAAGAGCGCCUGGAGGCUGAACUGGGGCUGGACGAGAAGCGCACCCAGGCUCUUCACCAAAACUUGCUGACCAUUAAACACACAUUGGUCAACAGUCUGUCAUCAGUUCCCCUGCCAGGCACCGGAGAGACGGCGUCUCAUGGGAACCUGGACUCCUACCUGAGUCGUCUCAGCGGAGUGCUGGAGGGAAACCCUCACAAGCAUCGUGCGCUGCUCAGCCAGCUCUGCGAAGUCCUCUCUCAUCUAGACAGUGAGAAGUUAUGAGGAGACUUCAGCUGGCGACCCUUUCAUUCCUGCAUCAGAGGGACACGUGUCCGGCUCGGUGGCGUUAGGUCAAGUCAGUGCCAAUCAACAGAGCAUGUGGAUAUCUCAAGGAUAGUAAAGGCAAGGGUGCAAACACUUCAAAAAAAGCCACACACAGUCCGCGUCUACAUGCCUCUUCUUUAUGAAUAUGUGUAUAAGGUAGAAAAUGUGUAGUCAUGCACAUGAGUUUUUGUGAAUGUAAAUCUGUGUGCCAGGGUUUAGGGUUUUUACACAGGAAUUUCAUUAAAUGUAAUAUUAUCUUCAAAUCUGCUUUAAUUAAGUCAAAUUGGAUUGGCCCUAACCUCAUUGUGUAGUAUCUGCAGUUGCCUACAGGCCCAUGACCUGUCCAAUAAGACAAACCUAGUUAUUUGUUUACAAUAAAUGCCAUCUGGCAUUUGGUGGGUGGGGUAAUGUGUAGUAUUAUUUAGAAUGCAUGAAAAACACAAAACUGGAAAGGGUGAACAGGAAAUGUCUGGGUUUACAUGUUUGAAUUGACAUUGAUGAUGGCAGGUUGUUGAAUGGACAAGCAGUUUCACAUGUCACAAUAUUAUAUAUUUGUGAAGUAUAUUUGUAUUUUCUGAAAUGUUCAUUAAACCAUACUGAAAAUAUUUCCAACAAAAGGUGAAUGUGAGAAAAUGUUGAUUUUCUUUACUUUUUAAAAAUUGUUUAAUUGUAUAAAAUUCCCCGUCUCAAGUUAAAGUCAUAUCACAAAACAACUUGUUUUCCCCCUCUCGUGUGUGUGUGUGUGUGUGUGUGUGUGUG
Molecule: messenger RNA, 2130 nt
Organism: Anarrhichthys ocellatus (wolf-eel)
Lineage: Eukaryota; Metazoa; Chordata; Actinopteri; Perciformes; Anarhichadidae
Gene: hmg20b
Product: high mobility group 20B
Exons: 8
Coding region: 445-1329 (294 amino acids)
Biological process (GO): regulation of gene expression
Cellular component (GO): nucleus
Source: RefSeq, a predicted model, not a curated record